This is a messenger RNA of Pimephales promelas (fathead minnow), 2770 nucleotides long. RefSeq names its product forkhead box N4 (gene foxn4). The record is from RefSeq and is a predicted model, not a curated record. Gene Ontology annotation, molecular function: DNA-binding transcription factor activity, RNA polymerase II-specific; transcription cis-regulatory region binding. Lineage: Eukaryota; Metazoa; Chordata; Actinopteri; Cypriniformes; Leuciscidae. Gene Ontology annotation, biological process: regulation of transcription by RNA polymerase II.
GCUAUUAGGACAGAACAGCUCACAGAACCGCACGGAGAGGAUGUGUCUUUAUUUAGGUCUUUUAAAGAAAAAUGGGUUCUAUAUAGGCUAGAUAGGUGAACAAUACUAUCAGGAGCUGUUAUUUGUAUUAUUUUACGUUGCCAGUGGCUACAGGGAACAUCAUGGAAAUCACUGCUGAACUUGUUAGAGGUCUCUGGAUUUUAGGAGUUUAUAUUCGUUUUCUCUCAGUUUAAAGGACUCUACUAGGCUAUAAAACGAUGCCUCCAGUAGAAACUGAGGAUUUUGUCUAAACUCUCAACUUUAUAUUUCUAUUUUUGUGUCAGAGAAGUUGUACCGGACUUGAAAAGACGCGCCUGGACUAACUGCACAAACUAGAAAACACGGAGGAAAAACAAGUGUCUCUGAAGAAGAAAAGUAUUGAUUCAAUUAAAAACACUGGAAACCAGUAACUUAGGUGAGAUGCUCUGACAGAUAAUCUGCGUGAUUUGUGGAGGCGAGGCAACAGCUGUCAGUCAGAGGCAGAGCACGAGACCCCCUCCCUUCGUCACGGCUCGCGCUGCGUGUGCACACAGUGCGCAUGACCGUCAGAGCGAACCGCACGGACGAGGGAAAUUUAAAAAACGGUUUUUUUCUUGCGGGACAACAAGUGCCCCGACCAACAGUAGAGCCUUCUUCCGUCUCCUCACCCAAGAUUUUCUAUACCACAGAACAAUUUCAGCAGAAACAGAAGAUGAUUGAAAGUGGAAUUACAAGCAGGAUGUCGGGAAUUCAUGAAAACCCUGGACAAAGUCACCUCACCUCCGCACAAGACUACAGACUCCUGACUACUGACCCUUCGCAGCUGAAGGACGAGCUGCCUGGUGAUCUUCAGUCCCUGUCCUGGCUCACCUCUGUGGAUGUUCCCCGGCUUCAGCAGAUAGGGGGUGGGCGGCCCGACUUCGCCAGCUCUGCUCAGAACAGCCUGCUGGAGCGGCAGACAGCUCAGCUGAAUAGCAUGACGGUAGCAGGAGGAGCAGGAUCUGCGAUUCAUCUACAAAGUGAAAUGCAGCACAGCCCUCUGGCCAUCAGCAGCAUGCCCCAGUUUUCCCCUGGGUUUCCUUGUGCCACAUCAGUGUAUCAAACCGCCCCUCAGCAAGUGCUCACUUUCACUCAGGCAAACCAACAGUGUUCUCCCGGUGGACUUUAUGGCAACUACAACAGCCAGAGUCUGUUUCCUCAGCCCCGUAUUACUGCUCACAACCAGGACCUGCAGCCCAAGACUUUCCCUAAACCCAUCUAUUCUUACAGCUGUCUGAUUGCCAUGGCUUUGAAGAACAGUAAAACAGGCAGCCUUCCUGUUAGUGAGAUCUACAGCUUUAUGAAAGAGCACUUUCCCUAUUUCAAGACAGCACCUGAUGGAUGGAAGAACUCUGUACGCCACAACCUGUCCUUGAACAAGUGCUUUGAGAAGGUGGAGAACAAGAUGAUUGGUUCCUCCAGAAAAGGCUGUCUUUGGGCACUCAAUCCUGCAAAGAUCGACAAGAUGGAGGAAGAGAUGCAGAAAUGGAAACGUAAAGAUCUCCCAGCCAUCCGUCGCAGCAUGGCCAACCCAGAUGAAUUAGAUAAACUCAUUACAGACAGACCGGAGAGUUGCAGACAGAAGUCUGUUGAUACUGGCAUGACUCGCUUGCCCAGCUGCCCUCCAGGACAGACCCUUCCGAUAGCAGCUCAGAUGCAGCCCCAACCAGUGGUCACUCUGUCUCUACAGUGUCUCCCCAUGCACCAGCACCUUCAACUGCACCUCCAGAAUCAGUCUCGCUUGGCUCCGGCCUCCCCUGCUCCAGCUCAGACACCCCCGCUCCACACCGUCCCUGACAUGACAAACAGCUCCCAACACCAGCAUCAUGCCAAGCAACACAGCGACUUCUACACAAUUCACACUGACAUGAAUUCAGAGGUGGACGCACUGGAUCCAAGUAUUAUGGACUUCACGUGGCAAGGAAACCUGUGGGAGGAGAUGAAGGAUGACAGCUUUAACAUGGAGGCAUUAGGUACUCUCAGUAACUCCCCACUUCGGCUGUCUGACUGUGACCUGGACACUGGCAAUGUCACGCCUGUGUCCAAUGCAGGAGGACUGCCUUACCCAGACCUGCAGGUGACAGGCCUCUACUCUUCAUACUCAGCCAUAGAUGCCCUUUCUAACCAGUACAUGAACACACAAGGAGGAACAAAGCCUAUUGUUUUGCUUUAAUCGCUCCCACAAGAAAUAAAGCAAGCUGAGCUUUACUCCGCAGGAUCUUUAAAUCUUUUUUUAAUCCUAUAGCAUUUAAGGUGAUGUAACAGUGUUCGCUGGUGACAUUUGCAUUGACUAUAUCGAUUGCAUUGAAUGCAUUGGAUUGCAAAGGACCAAAUCAGCAAUUGUGUUUUUAGAGAAUUUAGAGAGUUAACUACAGUGCUGCUCUCGUUAUAAACCUAAUUCAAAUUGCGAGAUAUCACAACACUAAAUGAACAAAGAAAAAAAAUGGGGAUCAUGAUUGUGGGUUUGUUGCCAAGCUUUUUUUCUGUACCAUAAAAGAAACUUGUUUUCUUCUCAUUUUGUCCAUUUAACUGUUAGCCUUGUAACUGUAGUUGUGUGUCUUUUGUUGUACUGUGAUAGACACUGUAUCUGCUCUUUUAAUGUUUGUUUAUUUAUAUUUAUGAAAAGAGCUGAAAUGGUGACAUGAAUCAUUUUUUAUUGUACAUAUCUAAAUAUUUCAAAUGCAAGCAAUAAAAUUUCACAUUCAGAUUGAAA